Selaginella moellendorffii is the source of this 1089-nucleotide messenger RNA. RefSeq names its product N(G),N(G)-dimethylarginine dimethylaminohydrolase 1. The transcript is spliced from 6 exons. Gene Ontology annotation, biological process: arginine metabolic process; positive regulation of nitric oxide biosynthetic process. Gene Ontology annotation, molecular function: amino acid binding; dimethylargininase activity. Lineage: Eukaryota; Viridiplantae; Streptophyta; Lycopodiopsida; Selaginellales; Selaginellaceae. The coding region runs from base 32 to 1051 and encodes 339 amino acids. The record is from RefSeq and is a predicted model, not a curated record.
CAAGAACACCGUGUAAUUUGUGUAAUGAGAGAUGGUUUCUAAAAUCUCAGCUAUCGCGUUGAUCGAUUCGUGCUCGAUUCAUUCGCGCUCGAUUGGAUCACAGGAAAUAUUUCGCAAAGAUUCUAUUUUCCCCCAAAUUCAUACUUUUAGGGUUCUAGAGGAAAUUUUUAGGGUUCUAGGGGAAGCUAUGGCGCGCGCGCUCGAUGUUUGCCCUGCCAGAUGCGUGGCGUCAGCAGCUGGUGCGGUGCCAACGAACUCUAGCAAGCCACGCCUGGCGCUCGUCCGUGGAGUUCCACACACUUUCUCCAGCUGCAUUACAAUGGAGAAGUCUGAGGCGGCGAUCGAUGUGGAGCUCGCGAGAAAGCAGCAUUCGGAUUACGUGAACAUCCUGAGAGAGCUCGUCGAUCACGUCGUGGAGCUCUCACCGAUGGACGAAUUCCCCGACUGCCCUUUCAUCGAGGACACCGCGGUCGUGAUUGGAUCCAAAGCUCUCAUCACUCGUCCUGGAGCAAGUUUGAGGCGUGGAGAAGUCGAAGCAGUGGAGGCAGAGCUUAGAAAUCUUGGAUUCGAGAUUCACAACGUCGAGCCUCCCGGUACCAUUGAUGGUGGCGAUGUUCUCUACGUCCAAAACACCCUCUUUGUUGGAAAGAGCAUGAGGACAAACUCGAGAGGAAUCGAGGCACUGGCACGGGCCUUCUCUCCAAUACCUGUUGUUCCAAUCGACGUUGCUGAAACCUUGCACUUAAAAUCAGUCUUGUCUCCGCUUGGCCGGAACUCUUUUCUGGCCGAGGAGACCUUCCACGCCAAACAGAUGCUCGAGCUGAUCCGAAAGGCUUCCAUGGAUUCGUGCGACUGCGUCUUUACUCCACACCAAGGUGCGGCAAAUCUCCUUUGGGUGGGAAACACGCUUGUCUAUCCGUCUGCUUAUCCUUGCGGAAGCGAUCUGGCCGAGUUGUACGCAAACUCUGCCGAGCGCGUCAUUCCAGCCAACAUUUCAGAGUUCCACAAAGGUGAUGGAGGUUUGACAUGCCUCUCCAUUGUCAUUGACUGAUCUGAAACUUCUUUUAAAACUCAUUGGUUACAAGUCAA